AUGCUGCGAGGUUACGUGCUGUUCCUGGACGAUGAUGUGGCGCUGCAUCCGGGGACCAUCGGGCGGCUGGCGGACGAGCUGGAGAAGGACCCAUCCGCCUUUAUGGCCACCGGCUACCCCUUCGAUUUGGUGGCCCCGGGGGCGGCGCUGCCCGCGUACGCGGUGCUGGUCUACCACCUCCCCCUGAGCAUCGGCUUCGCUGUCAGCCGGCGCGCCCCCAUCGUGUGGGGGGGCUGCAUGAUGCUGCGCGCGCGGGAGCUGCGGGGGGACCCGCGCGGACUGCUGCAGGCCUGGCGUGACGGCGGCUACAGCGACGACCUCUCUCUGGCCGCCCUGUGCACCCGCCUGGACCUGCCCGUCGUGCCGCACCGCGCGGCGCUGCUGCCGCAGCUGCUGGGCGGCGCGGUCUGCGGCAGCUGGAGGGGCUACUGGAACUACCUCAGGCGCCAGCUGUUUGUGCUGGACACGUACCAGGACGACGAAAACCGCCGGCUGCACUACGCCUUCCUGGCUUGCCAUAGCUGGGCCUCUUUCUCCAUCGCCUGCAGCCUGCCGGCCGCCCUGCUGCAGCUCGCCUGCCUCGCGGGCCCCUCAGCCGCCGCCUUACUUGCGGCCGCGUGCGACGAACUCGUGCGGCGCUCCCUGCCGCUCGCCGCGGCCGCCUGGGCGCGAACAGCUGCAGCGCUCGGGAUUGAUGGCGGCAGCGCAGUCAGCGGCUUGUGGGCGGCGCAGGAGGCCGCGGCGGCGCUCGUCGCGGCCGUGUGCCGCUGCCAGGGCCGGCCGCUGUGGCAGGCGGCCGCCCUGUGGCUCUUCGUCUGCUCUGUUGCGCUGGCGCAGUGCUCUCUGGCGUACAUGGCGGCCGAGUCGCUCACCCUGAUGCGCGCCCUCAGCGAAGAGGGGUCGGGCGGAGGCGGCGGCUCUAGGGACAAUAGCAAAACCAGCAGAGCAGAGAAGAGCAGGAAGCACAGCGACGGCGGCGGCGGCGGGGGCAGCGCUGCCAUCCUGCGGAAGGCUGGCCCGAUCAGCUGGCCGCGGCUGUGGGCGGGUCUGUGGGUGGAGAGCGCCGUGCUGCCGCUGUGCGUGCUGUGGACGCUGUGGCACGACGGGAUUGAGUGGUCUGGGAUUCGCUACCGCAAGCGGCAUGGGAAGGUGGUGGUGGUGGGCGACUAA
This is a messenger RNA of Monoraphidium neglectum, 1170 nucleotides long. RefSeq lists its product as hypothetical. The coding region runs from base 1 to 1170 and encodes 389 amino acids. Lineage: Eukaryota; Viridiplantae; Chlorophyta; Chlorophyceae; Sphaeropleales; Selenastraceae. Gene Ontology annotation, cellular component: membrane. Gene Ontology annotation, molecular function: ceramide glucosyltransferase activity. The transcript is spliced from 5 exons. Gene Ontology annotation, biological process: glucosylceramide biosynthetic process. The record is from RefSeq and is a predicted model, not a curated record.